Molecule: messenger RNA, 564 nt
Organism: Closterium sp. NIES-65
Lineage: Eukaryota; Viridiplantae; Streptophyta; Zygnematophyceae; Desmidiales; Closteriaceae
Source: the annotation of a GenBank genome assembly
AUGGCUACCCCCAGUGUCCUUUCCUUUGAUGCUGAGGGUCGUGCUGUUAACUUUGAGGUGUGGGUCGAUGACCUCCAGCUCUUCCUCCAGUGCGAUAGGGCAGACGGACUCUCCCUGUUUGAUCUCACCUCUUGUGCCUCUCCUCCCCCGCCUGCUACUGCUGACAGCACUCUUUGCUCACACUGGGCCAGACGUAAUGCUACUGCCCGUCUUGCUGUGCGUCGCCACUUAUCGACCGCUGAGCGUGCGCACUUUAGUCAGUACAAGACUGCUAGGACCUUUCGGCCGGCGCUGCGUCUGCCCCUAGCGGGAGACGGCGCACCGGCAAGGGCAAGGGAGGCAAGGGCGCUGGAGGGGCUGGCGAGGGCAGUGGAGGUGGCGGUGGAGGAAGUGGAGGGGGUGGGGGUGAUGGUGGGAGCGGUGGCGGGGUUGGAGGUGUCGGUGGCAGCAGUGGAGGCGGAGGAGGCGGUGGCGGCAGCGGUGGAGCUAGUCGUGGCUCUGCGCAGAGGAGUGGGUCCGGUGGUGGUCAACGCCAGCAGCAGCAGCGCAGUUAGUUUAGGCUGA